Tetrapisispora phaffii CBS 4417 is the source of this 486-nucleotide messenger RNA. It is a transcript of the gene BET5, whose product is annotated as TRAPP subunit BET5. NCBI's taxonomy places the organism in Eukaryota, Fungi, Ascomycota, Saccharomycetes, Saccharomycetales, Saccharomycetaceae. Bases 1 to 486 code for a protein of 161 amino acids. The record is from RefSeq and is a predicted model, not a curated record. Gene Ontology annotation, cellular component: TRAPP complex. The transcript has a single exon. Gene Ontology annotation, biological process: endoplasmic reticulum to Golgi vesicle-mediated transport.
AUGACUAUCUACUCGUUUUGGAUAUUUGAUAAACAUUGUAAUUGUAUAUUCAACAGAGAAUGGACUUUAUCAUCAGAUAGCAGCAGUGGCACUACAAAUUCAAAACAAAAUUCAGAGACUGCAAAACUACUGUAUGGGUUGAUUUAUUCAUUAAGAAAUAUAACUCAAAAAUUAUCAAACACUGAGAGUGGAAAUAAAAAUGAUAUAAGAACGAUCUCAACAGGUAAGUAUCGAGUCCAUACAUAUUGCACAGCUACAGGUCUUUGGUUUGUUCUAUUGACCGAUUUUUUCCAACAGUCAUAUUUACAAGUGUUACAACAUAUUUACAGUCAUAUUUAUGUUAAAUACGUCUCACAUAAUUUAUUAUUACCAUACGAUUUAACAGAAAACCAACCAAUUUUAAUGAGGGGUCAAGGUACUAGGAAAAUAACGAAUAGACAUUUCAUAGCUGCAUUAGAGUCAUUUUUAUCUCCAAUAGUUGAAUAA